GCGCUUCGCCGGGGCGGCGGCGGUCGUGCGUGGGGCUCAGGAUGCGGCCGGGGGGCGCGCUGCUCGCCCUGCUCGCCAGCCUGCUGCUGCUGCUGCUGCGCCUGCUCUGGUGCUCCACCGACGCGCCCGCUCGCUCCAGGCUCUCGGUGGAGGAGAGCAGGGACGCCACCCGCGGUACCCCCGCCGCGCUGAGGACGCUCCGGAGCCCGGCGACCCAGCUACCGCGCCCCACGAACAGCACAUAUCUGAGUGAGAAGUCCUUCCAGCUGACAGAAACAUGCAAAAGACUACAAGACGGCUUUCAGACUUUAUCUAGCAAACUAAAAAGGUAUUUAGAGAGUGACUAUCUUCAGAUUAUCAGAAAUAUACAGAGCUGUCCAUGGAAACGACGAGAAGAAGAAUAUGAGAAUUUUAGAGCAAAACUUGCUUCCUGUUGUAAUGCUGCUCAAAACUUCAUUGUUUCUCAGAACAACACUCCAGCUGGGACCAACAUGAGCUACGAGGUGGAAAGCAAAAACGAAAUCCUAAUUAGAGAGAAUAUUUUUAAUAUGUUUCCAGUGUCUCAGCCCUUCAUGGAGUACCCAUACAAUCAGUGCGCAGUGGUUGGAAACGGGGGAAUUCUGAAUAAGUCUCUUUGUGGAGCUGAAAUAGACAAAUCCGACUUCGUUUUUAGGUGUAACCUUCCUCCAAUUACAGGAAAUGUGAGUAAAGAUGUUGGCAGUAAAACCAAUGUUGUGACUGUAAAUCCCAGUAUCAUAAAACUAAAAUAUGGGAACUUAAAGAAAAAGAAAGAAAUAUUUCUAGAGGACAUUGCGACCUAUGGAGAUGCAUUCCUUCUUCUUCCAGCGUUUUCUUUCAGGGCCAACACAAUAGCCUCUUUCAAAGUGUAUGACACCCUAAAGGAGUCUCAAGCAAGACAGAAGGUUAUAUUUUUCCAUCCCAAAUACCUGAGAAAUCUUGCCCUUUUCUGGAGAACUGAAGGUGUGACGGAGUUUCGCCUGUCCUCUGGCUUGAUGAUCACAAGUGUGGCAGUUGAACUGUGUGAGCACGUAAAGCUGUAUGGAUUUUGGCCCUUUUCUAGAACGAUUAAAGACACACCAGUCAGCCAUCACUACUACGACAACAACUUACCCAAACGUGGUUUCCAUGAGAUGCCUAAAGAAUAUAGACAAAUUCUUCAACUUCACUUGAAAGGAAUCCUCAAAUUACAAUUUAGCAAAUGUGAAAGAGCCUAAGCGUAGUGUCUUAAAAUGGGAAUAGUUUUAAUAGAAUGCCGUAGGUGAGUAAUGGUGUUUCCCAUCACUAAAAGCAGUGGGUGUAGGGCAUAAUAGGAAAAGCCCUGAAACGUGGUGUGAUCAAAGUUCCCCACUGAGUUUGCAACAUCAGCAGCUCAUGCAGUUGCUCCGAUCUUCAGUUUCCCUCCCUGUGAAAUGGGGACCAUGAUAUCUAACUCCAUCUAGCAAUCCAUGAAAUCUCCUAGUACAGGAUUUGGCGUGAGGUAGGGACUCCAUGAAUAUUUCCUUGUUGCUCUCUACAGUUGCCAUUUCCACUCUCAGCAGACUGAUAAUAAAAGGCAUGCUGUUUUGAAGACCCUUCCUGGAGAGACCUGCUGAAUUGCCAGUUUUCACUGGGGGUUCUUCCUCAAUCAGGCCUCUCUAUUAUCAAUAAUAUCCUUCUCAUCCUUCUUCCUGUCCAAAAGAGGACGUCUAAGAAAUUAUAGCAAACCCUUGAUGAUUCAGGAAUGAAAUCCUCCUCUUUGGAUGGUAAUGUACCUGCUUCUGAUCAUCUUUACUAGGGUCAUUAGUUGCAAUGAUGUGUCUGGCUGGAUUUAGGCCAAUUGUUUUCCUCCUUUAUUUACAUUUUUAAAGUGUUCUUUUUGAUUUAUAUUAACUUCCUGCCUUACUAUUAAGCCUUUUCUGCUUCCACUGACAGGAUCUAUUUUAAGAGCAUGAAGAGUUACAAUACCCAGUUUUUCUUACCUGGUUUCUGUGGUGUCACACAUUCAAUUUAUUUGUAAAAAAUUAUCCAACAGCUACUUCAUGCCAGACCCUGUAGCAGGCUGUGUGAGAGGGACCUAAAGAUGACCAAGUCCUGCAGGAGGAAAUGGAUAUGCAUAUGACCAACAGUGAUACGGUAUGAUAGAUGUUGUUACGACAGCUAUGAA
Molecule: messenger RNA, 2164 nt
Organism: Lontra canadensis (Northern American river otter)
Lineage: Eukaryota; Metazoa; Chordata; Mammalia; Carnivora; Mustelidae
Gene: ST8SIA6
Product: ST8 alpha-N-acetyl-neuraminide alpha-2,8-sialyltransferase 6
Exons: 8
Coding region: 42-1235 (397 amino acids)
Biological process (GO): N-glycan processing; oligosaccharide metabolic process
Molecular function (GO): alpha-N-acetylneuraminate alpha-2,8-sialyltransferase activity
Source: RefSeq, a predicted model, not a curated record